Molecule: messenger RNA, 3462 nt
Organism: Cercocebus atys (sooty mangabey)
Lineage: Eukaryota; Metazoa; Chordata; Mammalia; Primates; Cercopithecidae
Gene: EBAG9
Product: estrogen receptor binding site associated, antigen, 9
Exons: 7
Coding region: 1389-2030 (213 amino acids)
Cellular component (GO): secretory granule
Source: RefSeq, a predicted model, not a curated record
CUUUAUUAAAUUUCAGUUGUUUGUAUGUAUGUGGGUCUAUUCCUGUACUUUUCAUUGAUCUAUUCAUGUAUUUUGAUUCUAAUACUAUUCAUUUUUUAUUACUGAAGCUUUAUAACAAGUCUUGAAACCAGAUAGUGCUAGCAGUUUUAACUUGUUCUUUUUCAGUGUUGUUUUGGCUAUUAUAUACGUUCUUUGCCUUUCCAUAUGGAUUUUAGAAAUUAGCUUGUCAAGUUUUACAGAAAAAACCUGCCAAGAUUUUGGUUGAGAUUGCAUGGAAUCUGUAACUCAUUUCGGGAAAUGUUGAUAUCUUAAUAAAAGUCUUCUAUCUCUGAAAAAGUCUUUUUAAAGUAAUAUAGGCCUUUUAAAUGUCUCAGCAAUAUUUGAUAGUUUUCAGUAAUCAAGUCCUUAAUUAGAUUUGUCCUCAAGUAUCGUAUUUUUUAUGCCUAUGUAAAUGUUUUUUUAACAUUUAAAUUUCUUACUGAUAGUUGUUAACGUGUAGAAAUACAAUUAAUUGUAGAUCCCAUUGAAUUUUCCACGUAGAGUAGCACACUUUUAUUUCUUCCUUUCCAUUCUGAAUGCUUUUUAUUUCUUUUCUAUUUUUUUCUUUUUUCUUUUUUUUUGCUGGAUUACAUUGGCCAGAACUUCCACUAUGAUGUUGACUGAAAGUAGAAAAAGCAGACAUGCUUGUGUUGUUCAUGAUCGUAGGGAGAAACUAUCGAAUUUUUUUUUUACCGUUAAGUCUUAUAUUACUGUAGUUUUUUCAUAGACGUUCUUGAUCAACUUGAGAAAGUUCCCUUAUACUUUGCAGCAUUUUUUUUUUUUUUAAAACAGGAAUGGAUGUUGAGUUUUGUCAAAGGCUUUUUCUGUCUCUAUUGGGAUGUUUAUAUGGUGGUUCGUUUUUAGUUUGCUAAUACAGUGAAUGACACUUGAUUUUUAAAUGUUAAACCAAUCCAACAUUUCCAAACUAAGCACCAAUUUUUCACGCUGUUGUAUCCAUUUAUAUAUUGUUGGAUUUAAUUUACUAACAUUUGGCUAAGGAGAUUUGUGUCUAGAUUCAUAGAAUAUUAAUAGUUUUCUUUUCUGGUAAUAUCUUUGGAUUAGUAUCAGUGUAAUACUGGCCUCAAAUAAUGAGUUGGGAAAAUAUUCCUUCUUCAGUUUUUUGGCAGUUUGUGUAGAAUGGGUAUUAUUCCUUCCUAAAUGUUUUGUAGAAUUUACCAGUGAAGCCAUCUGUGCCUGGGAAACUUUUAUAACUACAAAUUUAAUUUCUUUAAUAGAUACACAGAUUUUCAGGUUGUUCUUAUGCUUUAGUAAUUUGUGUCUUUCAGAGAAGUUGUCCAUUUCAUCUCAGUUGUCAAGUAAAUACAGGAACAAAGGUUUUGAUUCCCACCAUGGCCAUCACCCAGUUUCGGUUAUUUAAAUUUUGUACCUGCCUAGCAACAGUAUUCUCAUUCCUAAAGAGAUUAAUAUGCAGAUCUGGCAGAGGACGGAAAUUAAGUGGAGACCAAAUAACUUUGCCAACUACAGUUGAUUAUUCAUCAGUUCCUAAGCAGACAGAUGUUGAAGAGUGGACUUCCUGGGAUGAAGAUGCACCCACCAGUGUAAAGAUCGAAGGAGGGAAUGGGAGUGUGGCAACACAACAAAAUUCUUUGGAACAACUGGAACCUGACUAUUUUAAGGACAUGACACCAACUAUUAGGAAAACUCAGAAAAUUGUUAUUAAGAAGAGAGAACCAUUGAAUUUUGGCAUCCCAGAUGGGAGCACAGGUUUUUCUAGUAGAUUAGCAGCUACGCAAGAUCUGCCUUUUAUUCAUCAGUCUUCUGAAUUAGGUGACUUAGAUACCUGGCAAGAAAAUACCAAUGCAUGGGAAGAAGAAGAAGAUGCAGCCUGGCAAGCAGAAGAAGUUCUAAGACAGCAGAAACUAGCAGACAGAGAAAAGAGAGCAGCCGAACAACAAAGGAAGAAAAUGGAAAAGGAAGCACAACGGCUAAUGAAGAAGGAACAAAAUAAAAUUGGUGUGAAACUUUCAUAACACAUGUUCUUCACAUUUUAUCAUGCCAGUAGGAGAAAUCUCAGCUCCACAACUCUAGCAACAUUUGUGUGGAUGUAAGAGUAUUUUAAGCAUACACACUGCUUGAUUUUAAUACAUUGAUCAAGCCAUCCAGGACACCAGGAUUCUCCCAAAGUACCUUGAACUCUUAGUGAUUGAGACUCAAAAAAACAAAAAAGACUUGAGACAAUGUUUUCUUCAACGUGCUCCAAAUAUAAGACAUUUGUUUGCUGUACAGAAAGUAUCACAAAUGGAAUAUAUCAGUACCUCUCAAGCUAGUGUUUCUAGCUAAAUAAAUGGGUGUAUAUAAUUUUAUGGUGGAAAAGGUCUGUUAUGAUUUCCUUCAAUGUGCAUAAUGAUAAAAUAAAUAAUUUUAAUAUUCUUUUGUUUCCAUGGUUACCUGACCUAAAUUAGAUAAAUUGUAGGGCUUUAGCUUUCUUAUUUUUGUCAAAAGUUGGUGUUGACAUACAUUCUCUCUAAUUUGAACUGGUAUUGUUUACGUUUGAUACAACAUUAAGGAAUUUGAUGAUUUUCAUUUCAUGAAAAUGACAUUAAAUGCAAUAAUUUUAUUUAUCAUAAACAUUUUGUACAUCAUUGUUUUCUUUUGGAUUGGUGUUGUAAUGUCAUACAUGUAAUUUAUACCGCAUGUAUAAACAUUGAAAAUCAACUAAAAUGACAUUUGUUUUACAUUAUAACUUGUGAAUUUUAAGAACUAGUAUUAGUAGUUUUUUCCUUUCACUAUAGAUUUUAAGAUGUUGUGGUAUCUUUGAGUGCCUUAGUUCUUCCUCCAUCCCAAAAGCCAUUAAUUUACAAAUGCAUAAAGCCAUCAGGUCAAAUAUUUCAAAGCUUGUAGAUGAUUUCUGUAUUAGCUUUAGAUGUCCGACAUUAUGUAGGUUACCUGUGUUAUUGGCUAGGAUAACAUUAUUGAUUCAUUAAAUCAUAAAGGUAGGAAUAAUAAUCUUUUAUUUAUGCUGUUGAUUGGCUCCAAAAUAGUCUUAAGGAAAUAGUUAAAUACUGUGUUUAUAGGAGAAAAGUAGACUUGAUAGUUUAAAAUCCCAUUAACCUUUUCAUCACAACUGAAAUGCAUCCAGCUCGAUUUUCCUAUCAUUUUAGAAUUUUUAAAGAUUUUUACUAAGUUACUGCCUAGAAUCAACACUCUGUGAGAUUUUAAAAUGUCAUAGAUACUCUACAGGCCAAACCUUGCUAAUUUAUUUUACUUAAAGUGAUAUUUUAUAGAAAAAUCAUAAGUUAUACAAUGAGAACCCUUUAAGCCCUUAGCCUAAGAUUCCAGACUAAAUGUGAUUAUAGAAUAAGAUGAAAUUUAACUUUGAUACAGAGUUUGUUAUAGCCCCAAAUUAUAUUUCCAGUUAUAUUCAUUAUAAUUUCUGCUAAUAAACUCCCAACUUAAAUAGAA